Molecule: messenger RNA, 2446 nt
Organism: Gorilla gorilla gorilla (western lowland gorilla)
Lineage: Eukaryota; Metazoa; Chordata; Mammalia; Primates; Hominidae
Gene: SFR1
Product: SWI5 dependent homologous recombination repair protein 1
Exons: 4
Coding region: 1031-1765 (244 amino acids)
Biological process (GO): double-strand break repair via homologous recombination; positive regulation of DNA-templated transcription
Cellular component (GO): Swi5-Sfr1 complex
Source: RefSeq, a predicted model, not a curated record
GGAUUUUCUCGACUGAGGAUGCUGCUGCCCGGUGGCCGGCAAGGGCCCCAUCGGUCUCAAACGUGAAUUUUGGACCAACACAAUCUCAUAUAGUGAUUGUUCUGCUUCCCGUGUUGCGCCACAACAAAUUUCCUUGGGCUACAUUUUCCCUCAGAUUUGAGUAAAAGAUUUGAGGUCACGCUAAGGAGCCUGCAUACUGAGGUACAGAAACGGUUUUUUUGUUUACAACAACAACAAAAAACCUCGCGACGGGACCGCCGAGUUUGCGGCAGCCAAAAAAGCUAGCGAUGAGCUCAGCUAAAGUGCCGGGACUCUCGGAUAGAUUUCUAACAUGUUUGAAAUCUGGACCCCAACGCUGGAACCCAAUGCUGUUCUUUUGUGGUCUCUGGAACCACAACGCUGGAAUAGGCUGGAACCCAACCAACGCUGUUCUUUUGUGGUCUCUGCCUCUGGGGAGUCCACAACCUGUAAAUCUAACAUGCAGCCAACGGUGCGGCUUCUGGCCGCCCCACGUCUGAGUAAAGCCUUCUCUGUGACGAGAGGGUAGAGGAGACUGACUGGAGCCAGAGAAUGGAGGCGGCAGGCUGGCGGGGGUGGGGAGAGGCACUUUCAGGCGCACUUCACAGACGCACAAAAGCAAGGAAGCCUGAAGGGAAGGCGGUUGAAAAUAAGGCAACAGAAGCCGCGAACGGAAGCGCGCCCCCCUCAGGAUUGGUUUGACACUCCGAAGCUCAGCCUCGCCCGCCCAGAAGACCAGCUGCGGAUCACGGCCGCGCGCGCGCGCACUCGCGCUGCUCUCGGGCGCUGGGCAGUGAGAGCCGCGCGCACCGGUUAAUUCUGCCAAUCAUGCGUCUGGGCCUCCCAUCGUGUGGGCCAAGCCCCGCCCCAACCACCCGCUGGCGGAGGCGGGCGCGCAGUCCCGCCGCUCCGAGUCGCUGAGUGAAGCGGCGCCUCGUGCGACAGUCAAUCUGGCCAAUUGCGCGUCUUUUCCGCUUACCGCACGGCCCCGCCCCUGCCACAGGAUCGAUUUAUGGCCGCAGAGAAAAACCAAGAUUUCACUUUCAAGAUGGAAAGUCCGUCAGACUCAGCUGUGGUUUUACCUAGCACUCCUCAGGCCUCUGCGAAUCCAUCAUCUCCCUAUACAAAUAGUUCGCGAAAACAACCUAUGAGUGCAACACUUAGAGAAAGAUUAAGGAAAACAAGAUUUUCAUUUAAUUCCUCUUACAAUGUGGUGAAACGUCUUAAAGUAGAGAGUGAAGAAAAUGAUCAGACCUUUUCAGAGAAACCAGCAUCUUCCACAGAGGAAAACUGUUUGGAAUUUCAAGAAAGUUUUAAACAUAUAGACAGUGAAUUUGAAGAAAAUACAAAUUUGAAAAAUACUUUGAAGAAUCUCAAUGUCUGUGAAUCUCAGUCACUUGAUUCUGGAUCAUGCAGUGCUCUCCAAAAUGAGUUUGUGAAUGAGAAGCUUCCUAAACAAAGAUUAAACGAUGAAAAAGCCAAAUUGGUGAAGCAGGUUCAGGAGAAAGAAGACCUUCUUCGGAGGCUAAAACUAGUCAAAAUGUAUAGAUCAAAGAAUGAUCUGUCUCAGUUACAGUUGUUAAUAAAGAAGUGGAGAAGCUGUAGCCAGCUCUUGCUUUAUGAGUUGCAGUCAGCUGUGUCUGAAGAGAACAAGAAACUAAGCCUUACUCAACUGAUAGACCACUAUGGGUUAGAUGAUAAAUUACUACACUAUAACAGAAGUGAAGAAGAAUUUAUAGAUGUUUAAUUCCUGAUUUCUGCUCCAGAAUAUCUUUGAGAAUGACAACUUAAUUAAAAGAUACUUAGGCACUUUUUUUUUUUUUUUGAUACUGAGUCUCGCUCUUGUCACCCAGGCUGGAGUGUGAUGGUGCGAUCUUGACUCACUGCAACCUCUGCCUCUCGGGUUCCAGCAAUUCUCCUGCCUCAGCCUCCCGAGUAGCUGAGAUUACAGGCACCCGCCACCAUGCCCAGCUAAUUUUUGCAUUUUUAGUAGAGACUGGGUUUCACCACGUUGGCCAGGCUGGUCUCGAACUCCUGACCUCAGGUGAUCCACCGCCUAGGCCUCCCAAAACCAUUAGGGCUCAGAGGAAGGUAUCCCGAUGAAUAUCAAUUAAGGGCACUUUAAUAUAUAAAUUAUAAACUAAGUUCUAAAAGGAAAAUUAGUAUUUUGGAUAGAUUUGUCAAAACGACAUUUAAGUCAUGUUUAAAAAGUCAUUUGGGCAGUUCUGGAAACUAGUUUUAAUACAUUUGUUUUUUAUGACAAAAAGUUUUAUUUUAAAUGUUAAAAAUUGUCCAAUCUGGUGAAUGUCUAACCCUAAAGUUUAAAAAUUUCUGCCUCCUAAGUUUAUGCACCUUGUUUCCAUCCAUUUACCACAUAUUUCCAUCUGAUAAUCUAGCAGGUAAUUAAACUUAUAUGUCCAAAACCAUA